UUUGAGUUUCUUGUGCCGGCGAGGCCUAUUAUCACUUCGGCAAUGAAAUGUGUCAUUCCCGGGACAAACGCUCGUGUUUUCGCGAAAGCCAUUCAAUCUAUGGCGAAAAUCGGUUCGGAAUUGUUUGUCGAGGCGGACGACGAUGGACUCUCCAUUCGGACGGUUAGCGCCACCAAGUCGGCGUUUGCAAUGAUCCGCUUCGAACCAAACUUCUUCAAUGAUUACAACAUUGAGAGCGACACUGAGGAUGAUUUCGCCAACAAAUGCAAGGUUUCCAUGAAGGCGUGCAUUGGUGUCUUCAAGAACAUGAAGCAGGUUGAGCUCUGCAAAAUCCACAUAGACUCGGCUCACUCGAAGCUAAUUGUCCAGCUAAAGUGUCGGCUGGAGACUAUCAGAACCCAUUCCAUCUCAAUUUUGGACUUUGAGACGCUACAGGCCGUGUACAUGACUGAUAACGUCCCCAAUGUGUUGUCAUCAUCUCACAAGCUCUUCUCGGAGAUAUCGAACAAUUUUCAGAUGAACGAGGAGGAAAUAACGCUGGAAGCAGGCGCUGACAGUUUGACUGUUAAGAAUUACGUGGAGGGCUCCCAUGUCGACAGGAAAUUUAUGCGAUCGCAGUUGGCGCUCAAAGCGGAAGAGUUUGAUAAAUAUAGAAUUGAUGAGGAGACGUCAAUCACAUUUUGCUUGCGAGAGUUUCGGGCCCUCCUUGGAUUUGCGGAAUCCAUUAAUAUCGAUUUAAUGGUCCAUUUUGAGAGAGCUGGCCGACCUGUCGUCUUCACACUAAACAAUCUACACACAUUCGAGGCCAACCUCGUCAUGUCAACGCUUUCUCCCGAUGAUAUUGAACCUUGUAAUCAAUCCAUACAAAAUCGAUCACGAAAUGAUAUGGGAAAAAGAAUUUGCGAUACAAGUGAAGUGACAUCUCUCUCUGAAGGCACCGCAUUCAAAAGAGCAAAACCAAAUUUCUCGGAAACAUCAUCUGUCGACGAAGUGCUAUUCAACUUCCCUCCAAGAAAUGAAUCUGAAUCUGUAGAUAUUGUAAGAGGAAAUACACAAGCAAACAUUGAAACUCAACUCUCUGUACCAACUGUACCAAAGCCCAGAGAAAGUACGCAUGCUGAUUUGGAAAACAAAGAAUCAGAAGGGAUUUGUGUCACCUUCAAAGAUACGGAAGAGUUAAACGAAGUAGAUUCCGUGCCGAAAUCUCCGACCGUCGUUGUCCGCCAGAAGAAAGCUAGAGCUGUGUUCAAACGAUGUUUUGAAGCAACUUUCAAUCCGAAAAAUAUAACCGGUGCUAGCCAAAUUUUAGCACCUAAUUCGGAUACUGAAGAUUGAUUAUGGAAGCUAUCAGUGUACAUAAUUUUUGUUAUAAUUUCUAUUAUUGUAAGAAAGAAAAUUGCGAUUUUACA
Messenger RNA from Hermetia illucens (black soldier fly), 1409 nucleotides. RefSeq names its product cell cycle checkpoint control protein RAD9A (gene Rad9). The record is from RefSeq and is a predicted model, not a curated record. Gene Ontology annotation, cellular component: checkpoint clamp complex. The transcript has 6 exons. Gene Ontology annotation, biological process: DNA repair; mitotic intra-S DNA damage checkpoint signaling; DNA replication checkpoint signaling. Bases 43 to 1335 code for a protein of 430 amino acids. Lineage: Eukaryota; Metazoa; Arthropoda; Insecta; Diptera; Stratiomyidae.